This is a messenger RNA of Acipenser ruthenus (sterlet), 11560 nucleotides long. RefSeq names its product xenotropic and polytropic retrovirus receptor 1a (gene xpr1a). The transcript has 15 exons. Bases 374 to 2458 code for a protein of 694 amino acids. Gene Ontology annotation, biological process: cellular response to phosphate starvation; phosphate ion transport. NCBI's taxonomy places the organism in Eukaryota, Metazoa, Chordata, Actinopteri, Acipenseriformes, Acipenseridae. Gene Ontology annotation, cellular component: cytoplasm; plasma membrane; Golgi apparatus. Gene Ontology annotation, molecular function: inositol hexakisphosphate binding. The record is from RefSeq and is a predicted model, not a curated record.
GAGCCGUUGCUUGGCGACAGGUCUUUACCAUUGAAGGCGGUGCCAAGGUGCUGCUGUGCGCGGUGACGUAGCUGUGCGUUAUUUUCUGACUGUUAUGGCGGACUGCUGUUUCUUCAGAGCCCUGAAAGAAAGUCAUUCAAGACACGACUCGGUCUCUAACCUGUUUCAUACAAUAUAGCCAGUUUUCUUGAGGGGGCUUUUGGGUUCUUCUGUGUGGUGACCUCGCCCCAUGUAAUAUGUUGGCGAAGGAGCCCCUGGAAUAUAACAGCAGGGUUAUUAAAUAGAAAUCUGAAAUAAAUAAAAACCACCGUGUCGGGAUAAACAACCAGAAGAAAAACAGAAGGCGCUCCGGCGAGACAGAGAGCGAUCCAGCAUGAAAUUCGCGGAGCAUCUCUCGGCACAUAUCACUCCCGAGUGGAGGAAACAAUACAUUCAAUAUGAGGCUUUCAAAGAGAUGCUGUAUGCUGCCCAGGACCAGGCCCCGUCCAUAGAAGUCACAGACGAUGACACAGUUAAACGCUACUACGCCAAGUUUGAGGAGAAGUUUUUCCAGACUUGUGAAAAAGAGCUUGCCAAAAUCAACACCUUCUAUUCAGAGAAGCUAGCCGAGGCCCAGCGCAGGUUCGCUACCCUCCAGAAUGAGCUGCAGUCCUCCCUGGACGCCCAGCGGGAGAGCAGCAAUGCUCCAGGACUGCGCCGCCGCCGCAAGACCGUCUUUCACCUGUCACACGAGGAGAGGGUCAAAUACAGGAACAUCAAGGACCUGCAGCUAGCCUUCAGCGAGUUCUACCUCAGCCUCAUCCUGCUGCAGAACUACCAGAAUCUGAACUUCACUGGCUUCAGAAAGAUCCUGAAGAAGCAUGACAAGAUCCUGGAGACUCAGCGCGGGGCAGACUGGAGAGUGGCUCACGUGGAGGUGGCACCAUUCUACACAUGCAAGAAGAUCAACCAGCUCAUCUCUGAGACAGAGGCUCUGGUCACCACGGAGCUGGAGGGAGGAGACCGGCAGAAAGCCAUGAAGAGGCUGAGAGUGCCCCCUCUGGGAGCUGCACAGCCUGCGCCAGCUUGGACCACCUUCAGAGUUGGGCUGUUUUGUGGCGUAUUCAUCGUGCUAAACAUUACUGUCAUACUAUCAGGUGUGUUUCUGUAUGAGAACAAGACGGUGUGGCCGUUGAUCCGUAUUUACCGCGGUGGCUUCCUGCUCAUCGAGUUUCUCUUCUUGUUGGGGAUCAACACAUACGGCUGGAGGCAGGCCGGAGUCAACCAUGUACUGAUCUUUGAGCUGAACCCUCGAAAUAACCUCUCCCACCAGCAUCUCUUCGAGAUUGCAGGGUUCCUGGGGGUGCUGUGGUGCAUGAGCAUCCUGUCUUGUCUCUAUGGGAGGUACACGGAGGUGCCCAUGCACGCCAACCCCCUCAUCCUCUACGGGUUCAUGCUCCUCUUCCUCAUCAACCCCACCAAGACCUGCUACUACAAAUCACGCUUCUGGCUGCUCAAGAUUCUGUUCCGGCUGUGCACAGCUCCCUUCCACAAGGUGGAGUUUGCUGAUUUCUGGCUGGCUGACCAGCUCAACAGUCUGGUCAUUGUGCUGAUGGACCUGGAGUACAUGGUGUGCUUCUACAGCUUUGAACUCCAGUGGGAAGAAAAGGAGGGACUGCUGCCCGAGACCAUAAACAGCCCGGUGUGUCACAGCUAUUCUUACGGCCUGCGAGCCGUGAUCCAGUGCUUGCCAGCCUGGUUCCGCUUCGUGCAGUGCCUGCGCCGUUACCGUGACACCAAGCGAGCCUUCCCCCACCUGGUGAAUGCUGGGAAAUACUCCACCACCUUCUUUGUGGUCACCUUCGCUGCUCUCUACAACACUCACAAAGAGCAGAGCCACAGUGACAGCCAGGUGUUCUUCUACCUGUGGAUAGUCUGCUGUGUGGUCAGCUCCUGCUACACCCUCAUCUGGGAUCUGAAGAUGGACUGGGGGCUGUUUGACAAGAACGCUGGGGAGAACACCUUCCUACGAGAGGAGAUUGUGUACCCACAGAAAGCUUAUUAUUACUGUGCUAUAAUUGAAGAUGUGAUUCUGCGCUUCGCCUGGACUAUUCAGAUCUCCAUCACCACCAUGACUGCGCUGCCCUGGGCCUCAGACGUCAUCUCCACGGUCUUCGCUCCGCUCGAGGUCUUCCGGCGCUUUGUGUGGAAUUUCUUCCGCCUGGAAAACGAGCACCUGAAUAACUGCGGCGAGUUCCGCGCAGUGCGUGAUAUCUCGGUGGCUCCACUCAACGCCGACGACCAGACCCUGCUGGAGCAGAUGAUGGACCAGGAGGACGGGGUGAAGAACCGGCAGAAGAGCAAGUCCUGGAAACGCAGCCACAGCGUGUCCCUGCGCCGGCCGCGCCUCGCCUCACAGUCGAAGACGCGUGACACCAAGGUAUUGAUAGAGGACACUGAUGAUGAAGCAUACACCUGAGACCUGGGCGCAGGCCCACCCCAUCUCCACUGCUCAUCUCAAAUCAACCUGCCCCCAAGUUCCUCCGCUCCGCUCCUCUCCUCCAGAGCUGAGCACAGGCCGACUGAAUCUCCUCCUGACCUGGGCACAGGCCCACCCCAUCUCCACUGCUCAUCUCAAAUCAACCUGCCCCCAAGUUCCUCCGCUCCGCUCCUCUCCUCCAGACCUGAGCACAGGCCGACCGAAUCUCCUCCUGACCUGGGCACAGGCCCACCCCAUCUCCACUGCUCAUCUCAAAUCAACCCGCCCCCGAGUUCCUUCCCUCCGCUUCUCUCUUCCAGACCUGAGCAAAGGCCCACCCCAUCUCCUCCUGACCUGAGCACAGGCCCACCCCAUCUCCUGACCUGAGCACAGGCCCACCCCAACUCCUCCUGACCUGAGCACAGGCCCACCCCGUCUCCACUGCGCAUCUCAAAUCAACCAGCCCCCAAGUUCCUCCGCUCCUCUCCUCCAGACCUGAGCACAGGCCGACCGAAUCUCCUCCAGACCUGAGCACAGGCCCACCCCGCCUCCUCCAGACCUGAGCACAGGCCCACCCCGUCUCCUCCAGACCUGAGCACAGGCCCACCCCGUCUCCUCCAGACCUGAGCACAGGCCCACCCUGUCUCCUCCAGACCUGAGCACAGGCCCACCCCGCCUCCUCCAGACCUGAGCACAGGCCCACCCCGCCUCCUCCAGACCUGAGCACAGGCCCACCCCGUCUCCUCCAGACUCGGAUCAGCACAGUCCAAGAGCCCAUGGUCCUCCCUGAGCUCUAAUUUUCAAGGGUUUAGUUUUUUUUGUUUGAUUUUUUUAUACAUCAUUAUGUUGUUUGUUUUCGGCAAUCAUUUGAAGUUACAAAAAAAGACUGUUUACAUAUGAAUAUAUCAGGAUCAACAAGAAAAACUUAACAAGAGCAGGGGACUCGGGAACUGGACAACAAACAAAACAACGCAGCCUGGGCCGGUUUCAGCUGGUUCAAACCGGUUUUUAGUUCUGUGUUUCUUUUUGUUUUCUUUUUUUUUUUUUUUGUUGCGUGUGACCCUGGAUGCACUUGCAGGAAAAGUGCACAAAACAAGCAAGAAGGAAACAGCAAGUACAACAUUGUUCUUUGUGGGCGAAGUCGUCUUUUACAUUGUUUUUGAUAUGUGUUUAUUCUGAUUUCAAGAAAUGUUUUCAUAUUAUUUAUGAGAAGAAUAAAGGUCUCAAGUCCUGUGCAAUGAUGUAAUAUAAGUGUUAUGUUGACUAUAGAUAUUGUCAGGCUUUGCUGAGUCUGUCUUUACCUUCAGUAGUUUAAAAACCUUUAGGUGGCACUGCAGAUCUGUUUAGGUUCACUGGUCCACCUUUUUGGGGUGUUUGGCCAAUCUAGCCAAAGUUUUAAACAUGCUAUUUGUCUGUGUAGUUUUGGGGGUGCCUGCAGUAUGUGCUUAUCACUGUUUCACGGUUUAGAAUUGGGUAUAAAAAAUAACAACUUUGAAAUGUUAGUGUUUAUAAAAAGUAGUGUAAUAUAAUUUGUUUUUAUGUUAUUAAAGGGUGGACGCUAUGGAAGCUUACAUGAGGGUUGAGGAUAUAGCUAUAAAAUCCAGUUAGCAACAAUACCAUUCUACAUCUGCAGCAACAGUAGAGAUUAAAAACAUGUUUUUUUAAGGCCAAAGUUUACAUUAAAAAAACAAACAAACAAACAAAAAAAAACCUUUACAUGUUAUAAGUUUUUAAUGAUUGCUAUAAGACAGAAGUUUUUAAUGAUGACAUCUUCAUGGUUUAAACCUUGUUUUACUGCGAUGUCAUUGGGGGGACUUGAGUAGUAUAGCUAGUGUUUAUUUAAUGGCACAAUCACUUUGCAGUCUACAGGGGCACUGGAAUGUUGAAAUACAUUUGGAAACAAGCUGUGGGGUGAAAACCUUGAAAAUAAAUUCCUGCUUUAAAAAACAAAAAUCAAAAAUAAAGGAUUCAUACUAAUAAACUCACUAUUAGCAACUAUGGCAUUUCACUGAAAUCCAACAUGCCUUUUAAAACUGCUGGAACAAGCAUUAGAUAGAUUCAUUUUAAUAGCAGGAGAUCAAAAUGAUUGCGCUUUAUUUCUAAGUUUACAGUGAUACUGAAUACGCUGCUCAUCUGGUAGAUAAUUGAAUUCUACCCAACAACAUUGCUGAUGAAUAAUCAUUAGGCAAGGGAAAUAUGCUUAGAACGAGACUAGAAACAGCCCUCUCAUAUCUGAGUUAAUGAACAGUACUGUUGGAUUCACUCAACAUUCAGGAGGUGCAUGAUAUUAUUUAAUUACCUGUUUGUUGUGUUGCUGCCUGAAUUAAUAGAUUCAGGUUUCUAGCAUUGGUCUUAUUCCACCGCAACUGCCAAGGAAGCAGAAAAAUGUAGUUAACAAAAGCUUGAGCUAAGGAUAUGUUCUUAAUAGACGUCUAGGAGAGAGAGGUAGAUUAAUUGUAAAUACUAUUUAAGAAACAAGAUACAAAAGAAAAAGAUUUUGUGAUUUUAAUGUCAGUUUAAUAUCCUUCUGCCCCGUUGCUAAUAUGUGCCACAAAGCCACCUCAAGGGUUUUUAAACGUGCAGGAUUAUUACCAUUAGCCUGUGGGUCGCAUGUACAAGAGGGGGAGGAAACCGAAUGGGUUACCAUGCUGGGGUCCAGACUGGGAGGCUGGGAAUUGCAGAUCCAGGGUUUAGGAGCGGCUGUUGUGGUUAACCGAAACACUGCAGUGGUGGCACAAAAUGAAAUUGUUGUCAAAUGAGUUGAUUACAUUUUCCCAUCAGUCUCCUGUCUAAUGCUGUACAUGUCUCUGUUCUGAUUUGAGUGUUUUUACCUGAUUGGAACCCUCAUAACAGAACCUGAGUUCUUAACCUGGUUGUCCUGUAGCCAUUAUAAUCGGGCUUCUGUUUUUCAUGCCAAGAAAUUAAACCUAAUUUCUUACCUCUAACAACAGUCUUGCAGUUUCCUAUUGUUUUACUACUAGUUUAGUUCCCCAGCCUACUUCCUAAAUCAGGUGGUUAUACUGCUACCCCUUGUUUCUUGUGCAGCAGGUAUUGGAACCCCUGAUUCAGUGACAUCACCAGUCAAAAGUGUAGACUGAGAAGCUAAAUGGUAUACAAUAAAUAACAGGGGGCUUAAGAGAACGCUAUGUUGUUCUUGAGAGGUAAGAAAAUACUUUUUAAAAGCUCACCUCUUUAACCAAUUAAACAUUUGUUAAGGUUUCCUUUUUUACCAACUAUUCGAUGGGAAUAUAAUUCAGAUUUGUAGAUGUUGUUUUAUUUGUGAAGAGUAUAACCAAAUAAAACCUGGAAUCACCCAAUUCCCCUUUCUGUGCGUGUGCAUGUGGGUGCGGGUGUGGGUGUGUUUUAACACAGUUGGUUUAAAAUAAACACUGACAUUCAGAACCACUAUCUGUAUAGGUUUGGAUGUAUUGAAAGAGAGGAAGUUUUGUGCGUCUGGCAUAUGAUGGGAUACCAAAUGCAAACGUGAAUAUCUGCAAUGUAAUCAGACUCAUUUACACAGUGAUUUUGUUGCAUGCUGUCAUCUGUACACAGACUGGCGUUGUCUAUGUAUAUGGUGUUGUCUUGCAUUCUUGUGAGAAACAUGCACAGUCAUUUUAAUAUCACUUCCAUGGGAAUGAGAGUAGUGGCAGAGUUAGCCUGGCAAAAUAAGAACAUAACCCCAAAGAAAAGUGCUCUGCGUUUACUGUGUGCUAAUUAGGGCAUUAGUUAGAAGAAUGUUCUUUUAAUAGGAUAGCUUUGAAUGGAGUACAGUCUACUAUGGUGUAUGUACAUGUACAGUGCAUCAUACUUCUUUCAAAAAGCUGUAAACAGAUUGCAUUGCAUUAAUGUAUAAGUGUGAACAUUUAAAAAACUACAGCUUUGUAGACUAGUGUUUCAGCUCAUCAGUGUUGUGAAUACAACUUUAACCCUUUAAAUGUAAUUGCAUGUAAACUAUCUUGUUUAAUUUCCUGAAGUGAUAUUAAGUGGUCUGAUAAACAUGAUCUGACAAAGAAGAAGAAAAGGGAUGCUAUCGGGAGCUUGUCCCCAUCAUAUUAAGGGCAUUUCAAUUGGAUGACAUUUACCAAAGUGGCAUUAAAAUAUCUGGCUGUGCUUGAACAAAUCUUUUAAUAAAGCUUUCAGAAAGAACCGCCACUAGCCUUCUGGAAUACAAGCGAACCAAUGGGAUUGUCUCUUUCAGCCGCAUUCCCCUCUGCUGUUCUGUUUGUGCAUCUGCAGCCCAAUCACUCAGUUGGCUUUCUUUGAUACUAGCAACAAUAUGAAUGUAAAUCGUGGUUUAUUAGCGGGGAGUAUAAUGUAUUUGUUGUACUAGUUUGAGAAAGGUAUACAGUGGCUCCAGGCAUGUUUCAAACACAGCUGCCUUACAUUUUUAUAUCCAUAGUUCUUUAUAUGAGUUCAAUUGUGUUCCCGCUUCACUGUAAAGCUAAGUAGAGGGAUGGGGUAUAAACCAAGGCAACUGAGUCAAACAAAAACAUACCGUAUUCCUUCGAAUUUGAGGAAAAAAUAAUACCUCAAAUAAAGAUGUACUUACAAGUAUACAACCUCAGUUACGCAUAUAAGAAAACAAUGAAUGGAGUCAGUUUGCGGCCGUCUGCUAUCACACAGAGCAUUACAGUUAUGUGCUGCUUCUCAUUUCCAGUCGUGAUUACUCACACCUGUUUUUCCUCCUCUUUGUGAACUGUGGUAUUGCUUGUGCUGGUUGUUAGAACAGAGCCAAAUAAUGAAACGCUGAAACUGUAAAAGCUUUUCUUCAAAUUCCUCAGGUAGCUAAUGCCGCUUCUUAGAAAAUGGCUGCUUGUAUGUCAUGGAGACUGGAGAUCGGGCAGUAAUGUUUUUGUCGUCUUUUCUUGUGCAGUAAGUCACAUUCCUGUUUGUUGGCGAUUUUAAUACAUGCAUCACUAUACUCGAAUAUAAGACACAGGCUAUUUUUGAGAAGAAAAAAUGUGUUUAAAAAGUGUGUCUUAAAUCCGAAGGCAUACAGUAAUUGAAUACAAAGAACUGAUUAAACUAGUUGGUGUCAAUUGAAUAAUCUGCCUAGUAGUUUGUUAAAAUAGUUUCAGGGAUGUAUUGGUAAUGACCAAUAAAAAAUAGUAGUAUACUGAAACAUAUAACCUGAGAGAGGAUUGUAUUCUUGUUUCACGUAAUUAACCCUAAUUGUUACAUGCGAUAAACAGCUAUGGAUAUUUAAACAUGGGCUAAGUGUCUGAAUAAUGCCAUCAGAACAGCAAUGCCAUUGAAGAAUGCCAGCACUGUACCCAAGGCUUGUGGUAUUGUAGUUUGUAUAGUAUCAUUUUAUGAGAUAAGACUUCCACUGCAGUGUGCCAGAGGUUUAUCUCUCAAUGGUUUGCCCAAGUAAGCUAAGAGUACAACCUGUAAUGGCUUAAAACAUGUCAGACAGUAGAACACUACAGUAUUACAAGCCUUGAAGUCCAGGGGGCCCUAUUUUGAAUGAUGUAAACCGUGAGCAAUCUUCAUACCGACUUGGAACUCCAGCGCAGACCUGUGGUGGCAAUAAGGGGCUCAAUAAACCAGCACUGAAGGAAAGCACCAGUGGGAGUAAUAUGAACCAGGACUUGACAUAUUGUUAUUAGCACUAGCAGCAUUCCUUCAGGGUCUCUGGAAUUUAGAGGAGUGCGCAUGAAGGUUUUAAUAACCACUUCCUUGCCUCUUAUUAACAUUGGAAACAUUAUCCACAUGCUGAAGAUAUUUGCUUUUAUAUAACAAAACAGGCUGGAAGAUUUGGCACAAGAAAAGGGGACAGUGUUACAAAUAAGAGGCAUGGUAAAGAAAUGGAAAACUCUGGGUUGUCUUUAAAUGAGGGACAGUGAUAAUGUCUUCUAAUGUGAAGAAGGAAAUUUGAUUUCUUGGUAACACUCCUUUAAGAGGGUGCAGUGAUGAUGUUGCUGCUUCUAAAAGAGGCAGGAAUUUUAAAUGUGAACCUGUGGGUAGCAUUUCUUUAGGGCUGGUAUUCAGACCUGCUGCUGUCCAGGUCAUUAUAGUAGCCCCAUUUGCCUUCUGUAGAAAGGUUUGUGUACAUGUGAGUGAAAAAGCUGGAAACACUUUAACCAGUGGUGGUAAUAGAAAAAAAAAAAGUGUUCCUCUCCCAAUCAUCACUGUUUCAUUUCUUAUUCUUUUUGCAAUUUACAUUAAAGAGUAAGUAGUGGGGUUCUGAAAAAAUUAGCAUUAAACGUCCCCACGUGUUGCUACAACUGUUUAAAUAAUGUUGUUGUAAUUUAUCUUUUCAUUUGUUAAAAUCCUGACACCUUUUUACACUUAAAACUUUAAAGUCGGUUUCAAAGCUCUUUUCAAAAUGGCUGCUCUAGUGCACUGAUAGUGUAAGGAUUAUUGCCCACAUUGUCAAACAGGUAACACAGCAAUAACGAUCCAUGAUGUGGUAGGGAACGGAAAAGCCAGAGCACUUGCUAUGUUGUGGUUUUUUUUUUGUUCACUCUUCCUGCAGUGAUUUUAGAGUACAUAUCUCAAACCCCAGUGCACUAGAGCGGCCAUUUUGACAAGCGCUUUGAAACAGGCUUUAAAGUUCUAAGUGUAAAAAGUUGUCAGGAUGUUAACAAUGAAAAGAAAAACGACAGGUACUUCAUUUAAACAGUUGUAGUAACACACUGUAUUAUUCUGAACCUCGCUACGUACUUUUUAAGCCAGAAUGCAGUGUAAACUAGUGUUUUAGAAAGCAGUGUUUUUUGUGAAUAGCGUGUAUCAGAGAAGCACAGGGUUAAUAUUCUAUAUCCAGUGCAUCAUUUUAACAGAAAGGUCCUGUAGCAGCAACACAAACAUAUUUGAUUCUUGUCCUGGUUUGUUAAAGACAACCUAAUACAAUACAAUGAAUUAGUUCCUGGAUUUUUUUUCCCACAAUGAAUCUAACAUUUUCUAUUAAAAUGAUGUCCUUGGUUUACUAAAAAUACCCUGUGCUCCUCAAAUAGAUCCAAAAAGGAGAACAUGAAAGGGGUUUAAAUGUAUCACCUGUGUUUUAGCCUGGGGGACUCACAGGAUUCUCAGCUUUAGUCUCAUAGCAGUCUGCUUCUCAGUGUCACUGUUUACAACGGCUCUGAGAGGUCAGUGCUAUGGGCAGGACACACUACCCUGUGAACCCCUUUGCUUGUCAGCAGCCUUCCUUUCCUGUGUGUUCUGCACAGUGAGGUGGGCUGUAGCUUUACACACAUUGAAUAGAUUAAAGCAGCACUUACAAAUGCUUUCAAAUCCAUACCUCUUAUCAACACGUACAUCACAGUCCCUCUCCCCCUUUCUGUGCACAGAUCCUCUUGUAUAUUUUGAAACACAACAUGCUAUUAGAAGGUUGCUCUUGCUGGCCUGUGUUCAGAUUCACGCCAAUGGGCUGGUUGCAAUCAGACCACGUGGACCUACAGCACAGGAAAUGAUCAGAUACCAGCUUCCUCUUUAUCUGAAAACAUCUUCUGCACAACAAAGAUAAUGUUUCUUGUACUAAUAUGUGGUAAGAAUUGGAUUUUAAAGAAGCCUUGAUUCGCACUCUUUUAAGAAACAUUCCAGUUUCUUGUUUUUUAGUAGUUUUAUAUAAAGAAAUACUUUUUUCUUUCAUUUCUUUCCACAUUUUCGUUUCCUUUUACUAAUUUCCGGUACCAGGGUCAUGGACAACUGCAUCUGAAAAAUAUCUGCAUGACCUGAGUGGAUAUUUGAAAUUGUAAUCUUUACAACGCUGGAAAAAGAAUCUGUCAAAACCUGCGAGCACAAUCUUUAGGCUUUAAUCUUGAUGAUGUGAGCCCCUAUUCCAGAUUCAUUGAGGGGUUCUGACAGCUCAAGAGUUAUCUUUACUGUGUUCCGUGUUGCUGUGCCACUUUCUCUCUCUGUUCUCUUUCUAUCAGUGUGAGCAGUUUGUGUCAGUCAGUGUUGUCUUUUUCAAGGCACAAGGCUAUGCUGCUGAAUGCGAAAGGGGACACAGGUUUCUUUUAAACAAAAAAAAAACAAAAAACAAUUUGGUAGAGAAAAAUGGCUUGUGCCUUUUUAGUAGUAUUUUCUGCUGUGUGCUGCAGUACUCAUUUUCUCCAAUAGAGGUUGCCAUUUACAAACAAAAAAUAGUGCCAUCUGCUGUUUUAAUGCUGCACAAUCGACUAAACAGAAAUACCAAUUUGAAUCAUCUAUUUCUUCCCCUAAACUUACAAGAAAGUCUCCUUUCCCAUCUACAAACAGCAUCUUACCAGCACAUAUAGCCACAAAGGCUGCUUUCAUUGGCUUGCAGUAUUAGACUAAGCAAAUGAAUGGAAACUCCCCCCCCCAAAGUGACAGCGCAGCGCCAGUGUCUCUCAUCUGCAUGCUGCACAUUUCAUUACUAUUUUGGAUUAUUGUUUUUGAUUUAUUGUUAUUUAAAGAGCAGUAUUUGACAUUAAGAAACUUUCUGAUAGUUCACAGACUUGCACUCUUUUAGCGUGAAAUCUUUGAAAUUCUGUAUGUGGAAAAAAGUGACUAUGGAAUGUGAUUGGUCUUGUUGGUGAUUUAUAUUAGCUUGCUUCCUUCUUUGGGGCUUGUGUCCAUAUGACAGUCAAGGGAAGGGAUUCAAACUAAAUGGGGAAAUUUAAGAAGAAAAUACACAUUGACUACCAACCAAAUGUAUUGAGGCCCAGAAAUGUGACUUUCCCAAAUCCAGGGAGUGGUUUUGUUUAAAGACACAAGCCCUGCAGACCUUUUCCUAUGAAAAUCAAUACAUUGCUAAGGUACUGCUUGCUAAAUCCAUGAUGUAAACUGUGCUUGACGAUAUCUCUUCUUUCUUUCCUCUCAAUGUGUCUUACCUUUCUUGCUUUUUCUUUCUUUCUAAGUAGAUGAUGCACAAUUGUGACAAAUAAUGUCCGUAGCAUAUAGAUGGUUGUAUUAAAGAUAAAAAAGACACAAAAAAAAUGAAAUGAUGUGGUUUAACAAGUGUUUAAAAAAUGAAAGAACAAUGUCUUACAUUCCCCUUUCUAUCGAUUAGUCUGUGAAUGUCGAGUGUAUUGCGCUGUACUAUGAUGGUUUUACUGAUGGUUUCAUUUGUAUUUCUGUAUACACUGGUUAUCCUGUAAUAACUGGGUUUUAUAAACCACGUUUAUUUUUAAAAGUGUA